Messenger RNA from Aspergillus homomorphus CBS 101889, 1143 nucleotides. RefSeq names its product glycoside hydrolase family 28 protein. The record is from RefSeq and is a predicted model, not a curated record. The transcript is spliced from 4 exons. Gene Ontology annotation, cellular component: extracellular region. NCBI's taxonomy places the organism in Eukaryota, Fungi, Ascomycota, Eurotiomycetes, Eurotiales, Aspergillaceae. Bases 1 to 1143 code for a protein of 380 amino acids. Gene Ontology annotation, molecular function: polygalacturonase activity. Gene Ontology annotation, biological process: pectin catabolic process.
AUGCUGGUCAACCCAGCGGUCCUCUUUGCGCUGGCCCUCGGGGCCAUCGCCGUCAGCGCAAACCCGGCCCCCGAGCCCCCUGCCAUCACCGCAGCACCCAAGGUAGGUGACCUGGAGAAACGAGCCACCACCUGCACCUUCUCCGGCUCCAACGGCGCCUCGUCGGCGAGCAAGUCGAAGACUUCUUGUUCAACGAUCAUCCUCUCCAGCGUGGCCGUCCCCUCAGGAACGACCCUCGACCUAACGGACUUGAAGGAUGGCACUCACGUUAUCUUCGAGGGCGAAACCACCUUCGGCUACGAAGAAUGGUCAGGUCCACUGGUCUCCGUAUCCGGCACGGACAUCACGGUGACCGGGGCGAGCGGAGCGUACCUCAACGGCGACGGCAGCCGGUGGUGGGACAGCGAGGGCUCCAACGGUGGCAAGACUAAGCCCAAGUUCUUCUACGCACACGACCUAACCGACUCGGUCAUCAGCGGCAUCUACAUCCAGAACUCGCCCGUCCAAGUAUUCAGCAUCGACAAUUCGAACUACCUGACCCUGGAGAACAUCACGAUCGACAACAGCGACGGCGACGAUGACGGCGCAGCCAAUACCGACGCCUUCGACAUCGGCGACAGCACCUACAUCACCAUCACAGGCGCGAACGUCUACAACCAGGACGACUGCGUGGCAGUCAACUCGGGCGAGAACAUCUACUUCUCCGGCGGCGUGUGCUCCGGCGGCCACGGCCUGUCAAUCGGCUCGGUGGGCGGCCGCAGCGACAACACAGUCAAGAACGUGACGUUCUACAACUCCGAGAUCAAGAACUCGCAGAACGGUGUCCGCAUCAAAACCAUCUACGGCGAUACCGGCUCCGUCUCCGAGGUGACCUACAAGGAGAUCACCCUGUCGGAGAUCACGAAGUACGGGAUCAUCGUGCAGCAGAACUACAACGAUACGUCCGAGUCGCCUUCCAACGGAGUCACGAUCUCCGACUUUGUGCUGGAUAAUGUGCAGGGCUCGGUCGAGAGUAGUGGGACCGAUAUCUAUAUCGCUUGCGGCUCGGGCAGUUGCACUGAUUGGACCUGGACGGACGUGAGCGUGUCGGGUGGCAAGACGAGCUCGUCGUGCACGAAUCUACCGAGUGGGAUUAGUUGCUAG